ACAGAGAGAUUUGCGCGGCCUCGUUUGAAUACCGGCUGGAGCCGGUAUGUAGCUGCCAGAACAGGCCGGGUAGUAGCGAUGGUUUAAGAUACUAAGAUGCUGCCGCCGCAUUUGGAGCGUUUCUCAUACCAGCAAAGAUCCACGGACUCUCAUCAAAUGUGCAUUUCUUAGCCACGUUGUUGGAAUGACAUGUUUUAAAGCCAUGAGGGGGCCCAAUUCCUGGGGUUUCCUGGGUCCAAACGUUUACCCAGCGGUGCCCGAUGGUGGCUGGGGCUGGGCUGUAGCUGUCGCCUUCUUUCUGGUGGAGAUUUGCACUUAUGGGACCCUCAAGAGCCUUGGCGUGUUUCUACAUGAUUUGAUGGAAGAAUUUGGGGAGAGUAACAGCCGGGUGUCAUGGGUCAUCUCCAUCUGUGUCUUCAUCUUCACCUUUACUGCCCCCCUGUCCACCAUGUUCAGCAACCGCUUUGGCCAUCGUCCUGUUGUAAUGAUGGGGGGCUUCCUCAUAAGUCUGGGAACCAUCAGCUCUGCCUUCAGCAAUUCCAUCAAGGAGAUGUACAUCACCAUUGGCAUUGUCUCAGGCCUAGGCUACUGCCUCACCUUCCUCCCCACCCUAACAAUUCUGGCCCAGUACUUCUCCAGGCGGCGAGCCCUCGUCACCUCUGUUGCAUCCUCAGGGGAAUCUUUUGCUGUGUUUGCAUUUGCUCCAGCCUUCACCCUGCUGAAGGAGCACAUUGGCUGGCGCUACUGUCUCGUUGUCCUUGGGAUUUUUCAGGCAUCUGUUAUUUUCUGUGGCCUUGUUCUCCGUCCAAUCAUCAUCAAGCCCGUAAAAGAAGGCAGUCAACUGGAAGAGUCACUCUCUUUGAAAGAAUUGCACGCUGUGUAUGAGCUGGACAACGAACAAACCAGGACCUCCAUCAGUUCAGGAGUGUCCCGAGGCUCAGAGGACUCUGGCGUCACGUCCCUCUCUGCCUCAAAUGUGGACUUGAGGAUUGCAGGCGCCGAAAUCAAGGCAGAAUGGGAGAUGCAAGAUAAAGAGGGCCAGGAGUCGUCAUUUGUCACACCCGUCUCUCCACUCAAAGCUGAGGCCAAGCCAGAACACGUGGCCGAUCCUCCUGGACCCACCAUAGCGAAACUUCUGGACUUCUCUGUCCUGAAAGAUGGUGCCUUCAUCUGCUAUUCCCUCUUUGGCUUGUUCGCCACACUGGGCUUUUUUGCCCCACAGCUCUACAUUAUCCAGCUGAGUAAAAGCCAUGGUGUGGAGCCCAGCAUGGCUUCUUACAUGCUCUCUGUGAUGGCGGUGGCAGAGAUCUUUGGUCGUCUGUCCAUCGGGGUGGUCCUGAACAAAGUCAGCUGCAGAAAGAUACUGGUGUUGUUGUGGUGUGUUGUUUUUUUGUGCCUGGUACUGGUGGCUUUCACAGUUGUAUGGGACUUCUGGGGCCUGGUGGUUUGCUCUGCCCUCUAUGGUUACUUCCUGGGCACGGUGUGCUCCACACACAUUCCCAUGCUGGCAGAGGAGGAUGUGGUGGGCAUCCAAAAAAUGGCAUCAUCUGUGGGAGUAUAUAUCUUUAUUCAGAGCAUCGCUGGGCUUGCCGGACCGCCGCUAGGAGGUGUGCUGGUAGACAUCACAGAUAACUACGGUGCUGCCUUCUACUCCUGUGCUGUCGGGAUGGGUCUCGGUGCAAUCUUCCUUGCUCUAGUAGGUCCUGCCAAGUCUGGCAUGUGCCAAAGACAGAAAGGUGGGGUUGUGCAGGAACAGGAGAUCAGGGCCCAGGACAUUGACCAGCCUGACUUUUUGGAGGUGGACAUGGCAGUGGAGGACAGCCCCAUUAGGCAGGCUUUGAAUCCAGACAGCACUUGUGAAAUAUGAGCCAAACCUAACACCACCCCAGAAGAUUGUCCACAGAGCAAUUGCAACCCCAACACCCUGCAAGAGCACCAACACACUGCUGCUACGUUCCUAUCUCAGGUCUCAUGCUGAUAAGCUUGAAGUUCCUCCUCAUGGAGACCAAAGACAGCCAUGCUGAGAACAUCUUGGCCCUAUCCUGAUACACCUCCACAUCAUCUUAAUUUCACCAAGCAAGAAAUGAUUGGUAUUCCAGCAGGACCAUCUCAGGAAAGAUGUGUUUGAAGCUGUGCUAGCUGCAACAUCACUGCUACAUGUCAGUGACAAGCCAGCCUUAAAUGUUCAGAAGAGGAAUGGCUUGCAGAGGAUUUGAGAGAGCUCCAUGCAUAUAAUGCAAUGAGAAAAUAUCUAGCCUAUCUAUGCACAAAGCCAAUCUACUCUAUUAAAUGUAAAGUUUACCACCAGUUCUAGUCUUGGCUUGUGUCACAUGAUCCUGAAGGCAGGGACACUUUGCAACAUUUUGUACAAGCCUUAAAAACUUGAUUAUGUUACAAAAAAACAUGGCUUUUCUCUCCUUAAUCUUGGUAUUUGGAUCAAUAGCAUUCAGUUGAAAGGAGCACUCUGCAAUUGAUAAACAUGAAGGUUUACAGUCAUGGAAUGCCAUGUUUUAACUAGAGAUGUGAUAUGGAUCUAGAUAGCUAUUCUGUGACAAAGUGUGAAGCAAGAGUCUGUAGUUGGUUCUUAAAUACUCAACUUGAAACCCCCCACCCCAUAGUCACUGUUUACCUUUAUUUCAACUUUUUAUUCAACAUUUCUUUUUCAUGACAGUUUUCAAACAUUCCUAAGUGGCGUAUUGAUUUGAUUGUGCUUUUUUUUUCAAUUAAAUUUGGCACAAAUACAGAA
This is a messenger RNA of Dunckerocampus dactyliophorus (ringed pipefish), 2746 nucleotides long. It is a transcript of the gene slc16a6b, whose product is annotated as solute carrier family 16 member 6b. The record is from RefSeq and is a predicted model, not a curated record. Gene Ontology annotation, biological process: monocarboxylic acid transport; transmembrane transport. The transcript is spliced from 6 exons. Gene Ontology annotation, molecular function: monocarboxylic acid transmembrane transporter activity. The coding region runs from base 185 to 1867 and encodes 560 amino acids. NCBI's taxonomy places the organism in Eukaryota, Metazoa, Chordata, Actinopteri, Syngnathiformes, Syngnathidae.